AUGAAAAUUUGGCUGAUAUUAACCAUUUGUAUCUGGUUUCUCCAACCUUCUGAAGGAAGUUUGUUCCAUGAAAGACUACAAAUUCGACAAAAUUUUACGAAUCUGGUUUUGAAGCAGGAUGAAGUCAUACAAUUCAGGCUGAGUGACUAUUUUGGAGGCUCAAUGAAUGAGUAUAGCUUAAAUAUGACAUUACUCCAAGGAGAGAAGGAUGAAAAUAUGUAUAGCGAUUUGAAGAAGAUAUUCCAACUAAACGAGCCUUACAAGUCAGCAUUGAAGGAAGAGAAUAUUAAUACCAGAAAUCUUCCUCCCCAUUCAGAUAUGCAUGUACUAGUAAUUAUCCCAGAGAAAACAAGGGUUGACCGGACGAUCAUUGUUUUUAUUGAUGAAGAGUUCAGAUUCAUAAUGACUGAUUUUACUGACCUCCAAUUAGUGAAUGCAAGGAAUGUAGGAACUCUAAACUUGUUAAGAGUUCUAGACCAUCUAAUGUUAGCUUUUCGGGAAACAAUAGAUGAAGAUAAUUACUGAUUUUAUGAGUUUGUUAAAACUCCUACUUUAUUCCAAUGUGCUGCUGAUGAAGGCUACAAAGGAAAACUUGGACUCAGCCCUGCUGAUGUGUAUUGAAAUGGACUAACAAUGGUUUUGCAUAACAGUGCUUACAUGGUCCCAUGUAACAUUGAUACCACUCACUUUUUCUUAUGGAUAAUCACCAACCCAAGUGGAGAUAGAUUCCACAUCAAUGCUUUUGUUCAGAGAAACAAUGACAUUAUUAAUGGACACAGGAACCCUAAUAUGAUUACUUCUUAUUCCAAAAAGUCUCCAGGAUAUUUUGGUGACAGAACAAGAGCGUAUAUAUUCCUGUCGUCAAUUAGGUACCGCGAAAUGAUCCAACUGUUCGUGUUUGAUAUUACUUAUGUUCAAGAUCACUCAGUCAAAUAUAUUUAUACCAAAACCUAUAAUGCAGAUUACUUCAGAAAGAGAGGUCAAGCAGUUAGUUCAUUCAACUUAAGAGGGAUCAUAAAUUAUGAGAUGUUUUAUCCAGAAGAAAAGGAGAUUACAAAUCCAUUCUACAUAAAUCUUGUAGUCAGUUGCAUCAAUAAUGGACUGAUGUUUAUUCAGUUUAAAGAAGAUUUUGGGAAUGAUACUUACACCCCUCCUGAUGAUUUAAAGUACGAGCUGAAUAUUACUUCAAAUACUCACUUUACCGGGAUUGGAAGGUUAUUUACAGAGAAAAGCUUUAGAAACACUGAUGUUGAUUUUAACUUCUUUGCUACUUCACAAGCUCCCCCAAUAGUGUACCAAUGGACAAUUGACAGUAACCGAAAUGUCAAAACUUACAGAACACUUGGAUAUGAUGCGUUUAACUUGACUGUCCAACGGUAUAUUGGUAUUGACGACGUAUCUGUUAAUGGAAACUAUAUCGCACAUCUUCUUUUUGAUACACACAACUUCCACCAAGUUGUAAGGAUCUACUACAGAAAUGAGACAAACUUUGGGUCUGGGCACACUCAUAUUGCACUUUAUGAAUUUAAAACCUUUGUGAGUGCCUUUACAUUUGUGAGAUACCAAGACUGAGAUCAUAUCUUUAUCAGAAACAUGAAUAGGAUGGAAGCUUUUGAAAUCAGGCCUAGCUCUUUAAUAAUCAACACUUAUGAUUAUCCUGAGGAGUAUAAUGCCUUGACAAACAAAACAUUUUUGAUUACCAUUCAGGCAAAGAAUGAUUUCUCUUUUCUGAAGGACCCGAGUCUUUCAUUCGAAGUCAAGUUUACAGAUAUGAGAGAUAUGAACGUGUACCGAAUAGCUUCUUUGAAUGAGACAAUCUUCCUCCAUGCCUAUGGUGACAUCUCUUUCGAAAGAGUUAUAGAUUACUUUUAUAGCGGUCCUAAUAAGGAAUUCGGCAUCAAACCGAAGACGAAUCUAGAGCUCAGGCCUGAGAACAAAUUUGAAACUAAGAAUUACUUGAACUCAAUUAUCCGUGAAUUACAGGAAGACUCUAAUUGUACUAAAAGUGUGUUCUCAAGGUGGAAACAUCCAAAGACAGGCAAAGAAUCAGUCUCUUUCUUCUGUAUUGGCACUAAUAUCAUUGAAAAACACGAGUUUGAUGCCAUAGAUAUGGUCCAAAUCGACUUUAGGAGAGAUAUCUUCCCAUUUGCCAACUUCAUUGACUUCUAUGUCUAUGAGAAUGAAAACACAAGAGGGAGAAGACUCAGAAUCCUCAGUCACGAGCAUAGUGAGGAGUGGUAUCCUGCUUAUUAUAUUCAUGAGUUCUUGUUUACCAGAAAUAUGCUAAGAUGGAGAAGAAGGACGAAGAUUCAAAUUGAUGGAUACACUCUUAGGGAAUUUAAUCCCCUGAUCGAUAUUGAUUUUGGAUAUGGCUUCAAUGCUUUAGUUGAUGCUUCAGAGAGGAACGUCAUUUUCACAACUAUCAGGUUUAAAAGGCAGAAAGCAAUUGUGAAAUCAAAUAAUAGAGUUCGAGAUGUUCACCCAUGUUGUGGCAUGAACAUUUACUUCAGUCAUUAUGGCAAAAACUAUGUCUCUUCUUAUAGGUUUUUCUAUUACUUUGAUCAAGCUGAAGACAGUAUUGAGGCUAGGCUAGAAUUCGUCAAAUAUAUUAGAUUCUAUGAUGUCUAUAAGGCUUUUGAUGUAGAUAAGGAAGGAAGAGCAGUCCUAUUCUCAAAAGAUAAUCAAAUUGAUUUGAUGCAAGCUUUUAGCCAAUACAAUUUUGAUUUUGUCAGAAGAUUCCCAAUGUAUAGCUUUAAGAAUAAAGUUAGAUUUGUUAUUUGUGAACAAUCUGGAAUACCUCUUUUCCAAAUGUUGGAGAACUCACUGUAUGUAUUAAUGUAUGAUCAAGAUAACCCAUCGGAUAAGAAAAUCUUUAUAUACAAGAUGGAUACCCCUUCACAUAACUCUCUUUUAAACCUGAUUGAUCUUGACAGUAAGUUUACUGACUACCCUCUAUCAUUAUCAAGUGAGAUAAUUAGAGGAUUUGAUACUGUAAUAAUCUAUCUCUUCUUUGAUGGGAGAAUUUAUCAAUAUAUUGAAUACCAGAAGGAAAACACUAUUGUUCCUAAAUGGAGAGACUGAAAUAUUAUUGUUGACCCCUCGGAUGAUAAGUCUUUUCAUCCACUAACAGUGCCUUUUGAAAUAUAUCCCAUCAAGACUCAUCAUACUCAGACAGUGAAUGAAUCUCAUAGGAUUAAUAUUAAUAGCAGAAAUAUUGGAUUGGUUGUAAAACACAGGAAUACAGAUGAAGGAGUAAUCACCAGAAUUCAUGAUGCAUUCCCAGUCACUCUUUCCUUGUUAGAUUUCUUUGAUGGAUUCAAUAUUUCUUACAAAAUGUCUGAAAUAUCAGGAGGCUCUACUGACUUUUCUUGGACUCUUUCUGGAGAUAACAUAGAGAAUUACUUAUUAGAUGCAGUAAAUGUAGAUCAAAAAGUGCUCUACUCAUUCCAAUACAUCAUCGAUGGCUUGGCUCAUCUGGUUGUGAUUUACACAAAUGAUUACUUAAUGGAGAUCUUCUGACUUGAAGGAGGAAUUACCAAGAUUGAUGGAGAUUACAGUUAUAAUAAGUUCUUUGGAGACGAUGUUAUUGUAUUUGCAAGCUAUGAGUGAAUAGAAGAGAAAAAUGCUUCCUUCCUAGUUCUCAGUACUUUGAAGGAUACAAACUUUUUGGGUCAAAAAUAUCCAAUCAAGCUCUUCAGUUUUGAGAUUACUAAAGACUACAGAAUAAGAACAGAAUUGAUGAUGGAGAGACCACAUAACAUGAGGUUGCUUAGAACCAUGAUGACUGCUUCUACUCUUCAAAGUGUUGACUUUGUCUUCAUAUUCCAGUCUGAUUACAGGUUUAUUUCUGACUCUGAGAUAACUUUCACAAACUUAGAGUGCCCUAAAAUGCAUCAUUGUGAGUCUAAAGAUGAGCACUCUAUUAGUGGAACUUUCUUGCAGUUUGAUGACUUUGUUGUAAACACCUUUACUUUCCUCGGUGAUGAAGAUACAUUUGUCGCUAUUGGUGUUGAUAACUUUGGGUUUAUUGUGAUGGACUUGAUAACUGGGAACAUUGUGGAAGAAGUACCCUUUAUUGAUUAUUAUCCUCAUCUCCCUAAAUUCUCCAUUCUGAAGUUGGUCAAUAUUGCUAAUACUGGGAUCAGAAUACUUUUGGCAAAUGGAAAUGCCUUCUCUUUUAUCUGGGACAAUCUAAGGCGUGUUGGAGACGGUAGUAUUUUUGAAGCACCAAGAGCCUCUACUUCCUUCCUGGAUAUUUCUGGAGAUUAUUCUUCUCCAUUAAUUCAAGAAAUUGAUGGAAUUGGGGUAGCUCAAUUAGUUUAUUACAGACAAAGCAAUGGCUUCACCUCUGCUUUUGUGAGGAUAUACAAUUCAUUUAACAGAGUUAACUCGAAAGUGUUUCAAGAAUUCUCUUUAGGAACGGUUAGAGAGUGUGACACUUUGUCUGUGAUAGAUGUUGAUAAAGGAAUUUCUAUGACUUGUGGACCUAAUCUUAUUUUACUAAGGAUCAGUAUUUACCCAUUUUUACAAAUUAAUGCAACAAAUGCUGCUCCUCUGAGUCUAGAAAUAGAUGUUGGGAACCAUUUCUCGAACACAAAAUUAAUAGUGAAUGCACGAAAUAACAACAUUGGGUCAAAUAUCCCAGGAUGGCUUCUCCUUCUAAUAUUUAUGUGUAGCUUGAUAGUUCUCUUGAUGGUGAUCCAGAUCUGUUGUAACUUGAUUAGCAAGAAGAAAGAUGGAGAAGAAAGCUCAUUAAUGGAAGAUUCGAAGAAUGCUACGAAUAAGAGUGUUAAGGCAUCAGAUGAGAGUACUGAUGAAGCUUCUUCAGGAAGUACUCUGCUUCAUACAACAAUUAGGACUUCCUUCAAUGCUAGAGAGGUUGCCAGUUCAAUCUUUGGCAGAAAUGAUUCUGCUUCUUCCUUCAAGAGUAAUGAUAUGAUUGUGAUGGAAUAUGAUGAUGAAAAAGAAGAGGAACAACAAAAAAUCAGAGAAGCCCAAGAAAUGAGAAUUAACAAUACAAUGUCAAUAGAAUCUGAUGACUCAUUAGCUGAGAGUGUUAACACCAGUAGGCAAAACAGGUUCAAUAAUUUGGAAGUUAUUGAAGAAGAAGGAACAGAGGAUCUUUAUAAAACAGGGAAUACAUGCUUACAAUAAAGAGAUCUCAUGAUGAAGAUGAAGCUUUGCUUUUAUUUUAUAACUAACUGGUC
Molecule: messenger RNA, 5207 nt
Organism: Moneuplotes crassus
Lineage: Eukaryota; Ciliophora; Spirotrichea; Euplotida; Euplotidae
Source: the annotation of a GenBank genome assembly